AUGUUGGCUGGCUGUGCUUAUAUCCACUCAGUACCAUUGAGACUUGUGAUACCUUUCACAUGCUAUUUGGUCCUUACUGGUAUGCAGCUGCACUUUGCCAUAAGGGUUUCGCACCCUGGAUUGGUAUGGCUGGGGUCAAUACCACCGACCAGGGAUCCUAGUGACCCUACCAAGCCUAUACCCCCUAGUAACGGUGCCUGGGUUUCUUAUUAUGCAUAUCGUGUGUACCGCGUUAUCCCGUUCUUGGAUGAGCUUAGGGUGAUCUGCGAUUUUGCUAGCGCAAGAGGGACGGCGUUGUCGCUGUUCAUGUGGUUCAAGCUGGAAGAUGCUUGGCAGAAUCUCUAUCUGGUGCACUACGACAUUGCUGGACGGGCUUCGAUUGACCGACAGACAGGUCCGAAGUACCGUUUCCUGUUGGGUGGCAGUCUUCUCGCCUUCCUGGUCUUUGUCAUCACUGGGCCGCUCACGUUCUUCUCCGGUCUCAACUUAUUGAGAGAGUCUAAUAUGGUCACCAGUGCAUCAAUAGCUAUCUCGUUGAAGGUUGGAGAGUUCUCUAUUCCCGUAUGGAAUACCGAUCAUGUCGGUCUCAGAGUCCCACAGGCAUCGGAGUACCCCCUCAUGCCCGAAGAGUUGGUCUCUUAUACAGCCAUGCAGAGUGCUGACCUCCAGAACGCUACAUUGCCGAAGGCUGCGGAUGAGCUAUGGCAACCGAGUCCACCACUUCGUCGACAGAUCAGAGACUAUAUUCAGGCCAACCAGACACCUGAUGGGGAGGUCAAUGCGACGUUCUGUGUGACUUGGGAGUUUGGUCACUCCCAACCUGGCAGUGUACGGUCCUCGGGCUAUCAUUGCGUGCAGUCAGUGGAGCCGGCGCAGCAGCUUCUGGAUGCGAUGGCCUUGGUGAACGGUAGCCAGCUACAUAUAGACGGGCUCUUACCUAGGGCGCUUUAUCUGAAUGGCCCAUGGGCAAGCCCUCCAGGGUCAUUUCGCCAGUUCACCAACGUAUCGUUGAAGGUUGAAGAGGAGGAUUCUCAGAUAUGGUGGUCUCUGGCUGAGAACCCCACAUUGGCGGUGGUCAGUGAGAGGGCGGUGCCGCCCAGUGCUGGAGGAGGUGCAUCGGCAUCCUCAACUCUCAGCGUCAUCAGCCUCUAUGUGGGCGUGGUUCUCACUAUAGGACGCUUCUUCAGGCUGGUCAUCCAAGACAGCAGUAAACGCAUCAUGUUUGAGGAGCUCCCAUCGGUAACGUAUCUCCUUCAGCUCUGUCAAGGAGUUCAGAUCGCUCGUAUGCGCCACUCACUAGAGGCUGAGCGUGUGCUCUACUACGAAGUUGUCACACUCUACCGUUCGCCAGCUAAGUUGCUGUCGGUCACUGGAAGCACGAGUCAUAUGCCUGAUGUCCUUGUGAGCAAGCGGGCCUCAGCUCAUGCAGCGUUAAGACGGCGAGCUGAACCACAUGGCUCUGGAACCUCGGCUGCUGGUGCUCCCCUACCCCCUGCUGAGGUCUGA
Perkinsus marinus ATCC 50983 is the source of this 1506-nucleotide messenger RNA. RefSeq lists its product as hypothetical. Gene Ontology annotation, biological process: regulation of membrane potential; detection of mechanical stimulus; cellular response to mechanical stimulus. Bases 1 to 1506 code for a protein of 501 amino acids. The transcript has a single exon. The record is from RefSeq and is a predicted model, not a curated record. Gene Ontology annotation, molecular function: monoatomic cation channel activity; mechanosensitive monoatomic ion channel activity. NCBI's taxonomy places the organism in Eukaryota, Perkinsozoa, Perkinsida, Perkinsidae. Gene Ontology annotation, cellular component: membrane.